GGUUAGGAUCAUCAGAGUCUCCUGGUGGAAAACAGAGAGCCGAGACCUGCUGCCAGGAGACCCCAUCCUGUGGGAUGUGAUGCCCAUUAGAAAGACUGUUCUGCUUGUGGGUCAUGUCCAUCCUCCCUUCACAGCCAUCCUGCUUCAGGUCGUGACCCUUCCUCUUUUUAGGUGUCUGACUUUAUCUUCCCGUGAUACCCUCCCCAACAUCGUGGUCACCUUCUCCUACAAUCCAGCUUUUCAAUUUCUUUCUAAAAUCCCAGACACAGAGGGGAAAACAGGACUCUGGAGGUGGGAUGUGACUUUCAGGGAGCAGGAGUACACUCACCAUGAUAGGGAUAUGUGUUUCAUCCUCCUCCCCCUUAUAGAAGGCCCCUUAAUCAUUUGCUGGAACACCGACUUGAUCCCCCUUUUCCAGCAAAAGCUUUUCUUAGUUGAAGAGCCAAAUGGGAAAAAAAAAAAAACCUUUUUCUGCAUGCUGUUUUCCUUUCCAAACCCUCUGCUUGCAAUGUAGAUUACCAGGGACCCUGACCAUUACAGAUGCAGGUUUACUGGACAAUAGACAAGAUUCUAAAACCCCAAAGCCAAAGAGCCUGUAGGUUUUGAUUUCCAGCCCAGGUCGGCAUGCUUGAAGUGGUCUGAACUAGUCAAGCUGCAGCAUCAGCCAAAGGCCUUGAUAUCAGACUUCUGACGACAGAGUGGAGUUGGAGGUAGCGGACGCAUCCUUUUGGGCUUCUUGGGGUGAAUCCUUUGCCGGGACACACAGAGGCAAAGGCACAGGAGGCAUCCCUGCCUUGCACCGCAGCUAGGGAGGGUCAGCGUCCGCAGCGGCUGACCUGACCUGGCCCCCUGGACAAUCUGUGGGCCGCCAUGCGGCUGCGCGCCCUGACCUCUGGGCCUCCUGGAGGGUGCGCGCGCGGGAGUCGGGCGCGCCGGCACCGGCGCCAGCCAGAAGAGUUAACUGCCAGUCUGCACAGCUUCAAGAACAAGGCCUUUAAAAAAGCCAAAGUCUGUGGGAUUUGCAAGCAAAUUAUUGACGGUCAAGGAAUUUCAUGCCGAGCCUGCAAGUAUUCCUGCCACAAGAAAUGUGAAGCCAAGGUACUGGAGGUUUCCUCAGUGUCCACGUCUCUCUGCUGUGAUAAGCCAUCCAGGCCACCAGCGCUGAGCCCCACCAUGGAGGACCACGAGCUGGACCUUACCUACAUCACUGAGCGCAUCAUCGCCGUGUCCUUCCCAGCUGGGUGCUCUGAGGAGUCCUACCUGCACAACCUGGAGGAGGUGACGCGCAUGCUGAGGUCCAAACAUGGGGACAACUACCUGGUAUUAAACCUUUCAGAAAAGAGAUUUGACCUGACAAAGCUCAACCCAAAGAUUUUGGAUGUAGGCUGGCCUGAGCUGCACGCACCACCCCUGGACAAGCUGUGCACCAUCUGCAAGGCCCAGGAAUCCUGGCUGAACAGUGAUCCCCAGCAUGUCGUGGUCAUUCACUGCAGGGGUGGAAAGGGACGCAUCGGAGUGGUCAUAUCAUCCUACAUGCACUUCACCAAUGUCUCGGCCAGCGCUGACCAGGCCCUUGACAGAUUUGCAAUGAAGAAGUUUUAUGAUGAUAAAGUUUCAACUUUAAUGCAGCCUUCCCAGAAACGGUACGUGCAAUUUCUCAGUGGCCUCCUGUCAGGAACGGUGAAAAUGAAUGCCUCCCCACUGUUCCUGCAUUUUGUCAUCCUCCAUGGCACCCCUAACUUCGACACUGGUGGAGUGUGUCGGCCCUUUCUGAAGCUCUACCAAGCCAUGCAGCCCAUGUACACGUCGGGGGUCUACAAUGUUGGCCCAGAAAACCAAAACAGGAUCUACAUUGCCAUAGAGCCGGCCCAGCUCCUCAAAGGGGACAUCAUGGUGAAGUGCUACCAUAAGAAGUACCGCUCCGCCACCCGUGAUGUCGUUUUUCGCCUACAAUUUCAUACCGGCGCUGUUCAGGGCUAUAGCCUUGUGUUUGGAAAGGAGGAGCUGGACAGUGCCAGCAAAGAUGACCGUUUUCCUAAUAAUGGGAAAAUUGAGUUGGUCUUUUCCGCUACUCCUGAGAAGAUUCAAGGAUGUGAGCACUUGUGCAAUGACCGUGGGGUGAUCGUGGACUUCAAUACUGCAGACCCGCUGAUCCGCUGGGACUCCUAUGAGAACCUGAGUGCAGAUGGAGAAGUGCUACACACGCAGGGCCCUGUUGACGGCAGUCUUUACGCCAAGGUGAGGAAGAAGAGCACUUCAGACCCUGGAAUCCCAGGGGGGCCCUUGGCUGCCCCCGCUGCCAGCAGCCCAGACCACGGUGACCAUACCCUGUCAGUCAGCAGUGACUCAGGCCACUCCACUGCCUCAGUCAAGACGGACAGGACCGAAGAGCGCCUGACUCCUGGACCCAAGAGGGUCCUGAGUCCCCAGGAGAAAGCUGAAUUGGACCAGCUGCUCAGUGGCUUUGGCCUAGACGAUUCUGGAAGCCCCCUCAAGGAUAUGACUGAUGCUCGCAGAAAGUAUAGCGGGACUCGCCACAUAGUGCCAGCUCAGGUCCACGUGAACGGAGACGCCACCCCCAAGGACCGGGAGACAGACAUCCUGGAUGACGAGAUGCCCAGCCAUGACCUGCACAGCGUGGACAGCAUUGGGACCCUAUCCUCCUCGGAGGGACACCAGUCAGCCCAUCUGGGCCCCUUGACCUGCCACAAAAGCAGUCAGAACUCCCUCCUGUCAGACGGAUUUGGCAGCAAUGGUGGAGAAGAUCCCCACGGGACCAUUGCCUCAGACUUGGGACUGGGUGUGGAGCCCCUGUUUGAGCGGGAGCGGGCUUUUGGGAGCCGUGAGCCCAAACAGCCCCAUCCAGUUCUGAGGAAGCCCUCUGUUUCCUCUCAGACACAGGCCUAUGGGCAGAGCAGCUACUCCACACAGACCUGGGUGCGCCAGCAACAGAUGGUGGCAGCCCACCAGUACAGCUUUGCCCCAGACGGCGAGGUCAGGCUAGUCAGUCGAGGCCCUGCAGACCUUUCUGGCCUGGUGCAUGCCCAGCUCAGGGUCCCAGUCACCCUCCCUCAGGGGACCAGCAGCAGGGUGACCGUCCAGAGGGGUGUUGGCCCUGGGCCACAUCCCCCCGACACACAGCGACCCCCUCCUAGCAAAUCGUGCAAACCCAGGUUUCCAGACAUCAAAGUAGUGAAUGGGACUGGCCUGGAAAUGAACUCAGAUCACUCUCCAGACUCUCCCACCCUGGACAUCGACCAGUCCAUUGAGCAGCUCAACAGGCUAAUCUUGGAACUGGACCCCACCUUUGAGCCCAUUCCCACCCACAUGAAUACCCAGGGCAGCCUUACCAAUGGCCCUGUGCUCCCUGAUAGCAUGGGAGGUGGGCUCCAGCUGAACAGCCGCCUGCAGGACUUAGGAGAGGACUCCGGCAGGGCUCCUACACGGCAAGGCAACUUGGGUGAUGACCCACUCGGGGGGAGACUUCGAAAGCUGAGCCUUGGACAGUAUGACAACAAUUCGGGGGAGCAACCCGCCUUCUCCAAGUAUGGAUGGGGGAAGACCACCAGUGUGGACCAGACUCCGAGUCGGCCUUCUUUCCUGUCUCCAGCAGAUGCCAAAGAGGUGGUGAUCACCACAUAUCCCCCAGACCUUGAUGUCAUUGAUGGCAGGAUCUUCUCUGCAGCCAAAAGCAGCAGCGAGUCUGUGUCACCCACACCAGUAUUUCCUGUGUCUCCAGAGACAUCAUAUGUGACAACACCCUCACAGUAUUCUCUGUUCAGCUCACCCGGGACACAGAUGGGCAGUGCCAGUGGUCUAUACAAAGGAGGUCACGAACCACGAGGCUGCCCUGAGAUUCUCAGUCAAGCCGUGGGGAUGUCAGAGAGCCCUGUGGAACCCAAAUCCACCACACUGAGGGCAGACAUGACAACGACAUCCUCCUAUCAGCGGGCGUUCACGCCCUCCUGCGCCAUCUCCAGCAACAGCCCUGGACAGCAAAGAGACAGCCCUGCUUCAGCUGAGCAUCCUUGGGUGGAGGCCAGCUCCAAAGAGACUCUGGUCCUGCUGGGGAACAGCCUGCAGGCAGGAGGUGUCCUCAGCACUAGCGAGUUGGCCAGCCCUGGCACGGAUGUCGCUGGGCGGACCCGUUUCCCUCCUGCAGAGCUCCCGGACUCUUUCCACAGCCGUGAGCUGCCCCUGGCUGAACAGCCGGAAGUCCUGAGCCUCCAAAGUAAUCAAGCCUUCCUCAACUUUGGUGCUGCCCCCAUGGGAAGUGGCCUUCUCCCUGGGGACGACACAGGGCCCCUGAUGGCCAAUUCCCACAUGGCACCCCAGACAUCCGGCACAGCGAGGAUGGCAGCAGCUGCAGUCGACAACGGUUUCCUAGCUCACAACUUUCUGACAAUGGCAUCUGGACACAGCGGCCAUCACAGUCCAGUCCUGCAGAGCCAAGGGCUGACACUGCCUGGGCAGCCACCCCUUCCUGAGAAGAAGCGGGCCUCAGAGGGAGACCGUUCUCUUGGAUCAGUCUCUCCCUCCUCCAGUGGCUUCUCCAGCCCCCACAGUGGGAGCACCAUGAGCAUCCCAUUCCCAAGUGUCCUUCCAGACUUUUGCAAGACGCCAGAGGCAGCAGCACCUUCUCCAGAUAGUGCAGGUGAGAAGCAAUUGUCUGUAAACUUCGUCCAAGACACAUCCAAGUUUUGGUACAAGGCAGAUAUCUCCAGAGAACAAGCCAUCGCCAUGCUAAAGGACAAAGAGCCAGGCUCCUUCAUCGUCAGGGACAGCCACUCUUUCCGAGGCGCAUACGGCCUAGCCAUGAAAGUGGCCACCCCGCCUCCUUCGGUCCUGCAGCUGAACAAGAAAGUUGGAGAUUUGGCCAGUGAACUUGUUCGGCACUUUCUGAUUGAGUGUACCCCAAAGGGAGUACGGUUGAAAGGCUGCUCCAAUGAACCCUAUUUUGGGAGCCUGACGGCUUUGGUGUGUCAGCAUUCCAUCACACCCCUGGCUUUGCCCUGCAAACUGCUCAUUCCAGACCGAGAUCCCUUGGAGGAGAUAGUUGAAAGUUCUCCCCAAACGUCGGCCAAUUCGGCAGCUGAGCUGCUAAAGCAGGGGGCAGCCUGCAAUGUGUGGUACCUGAACUCUGUGGAGAUGGAGUCUCUCACGGGCCACCAAGCUGUGCAGAAGGCCCUGAGCCUUACGCUGGUCCAGGAGCCACCACCCUUGUCCACCAUUGUGCACUUCAAGGUGUCGGCCCAGGGGAUCACCCUGACGGACAAUCAGAGGAAGCUCUUCUUUCGGAGGCACUACCCGGUGAGCAGCGUGAUUUUCUGUGCGUUGGAUCCACAGGACAGGAAGUGGAUCACAGAUGACCCUUGCUCAAAAGUCUUUGGAUUUGUGGCCCGGAAGCAGGGCAGUGCCACGGACAACAUAUGCCACCUGUUCGCAGGGCAUGACCCCGAUCAACCCGCCAGCGCCAUUGUCAACUUCGUGUCAAAGGUCAUGAUUGGCUCCCCAAAGAAGAUGUGAACCUCACAGCCUGGAGACCCUAAGAGGGGCUGAUUGGCCCUGCUGUGUAGGAGACUGUAACGGCGACAUUCCGGCCCCCCGUCCACUUUCCCCCACAGGGAAAGGGCUCCUUCAACUUUACACACACACUGAACAAACAACCUUAUCACCAGCUAGCCUUUCCAGAAAAAAACUGCUCACUGACACACUUUUGUAGCCAAGUGUUUCCAGGUGGAAGAAGCUGGGCACCAAGUACCUGUGCCCAGUUUCUGUGUGGGAGAGGACCUUGCAAGAUCAAACCUGGCAUCCUCUGAAACUUCAUGGGUAGGAAGUGCCCAGCCCACUCUACUGACUUGCAUGACUGACCGCAGCCCCCACCCCCCAUUCCCAUGGCCAUCACCAUGGGUUCUAUCCAGCCAGUGUCCCGAGGCAGCCUGUCUUCCCAAGACAGAGAUGCUGAUGCACCUGAGAAGGGGAUGCAUGUUUGAAGAAGGUUUGAGCAGGUCGGGCUCUCCUGGAACACAGAGACGUGGACGAGGAGAUGAAGGAAUGGGCUGUGAGGACACGGAGGUUACUUGCCCAUAUGGGGGCACCCAGAGAACCCACCAAUGUGGUGACAACCCCAAGUCCCCACUCUCACAGGCUCUGGGCAGGAGAGGGAAGGUGACUUGCUGGAAGUGAAGUGCUGUUUCCAUUUAAUUUAUAUUUUACUUAUGCCAAAUUAUUUAUGAUAACAGACCACCAUUACUAUACUAUACUCGCGUCCAGUGCUGCAGUCAGCAAAGCCAGGGUUUUAGGAGGUGCAUCCAGCCACAUGUGGGCGGUUUCCAGAUUGUGGAUGACUUCCCUCUGAUGAGGAAGGUUCUAGUGGACUGUGGAAUAUUUGGGUUUAGUUCCCAGCAUCUCAUCAUGAUUACUGGUCAUCAUAGGGUCUGGUGGAGGUUGUCGAGAGAAAGUCCGACCAUUGUAAGCUCUCACCCUUCUAUCCAUCAGUCCACCUGUUGGCUCCUAUUGGGAUGCUGUGUGUUUCCAGCAUCCUGGAGAAAAUGGGGGUCAGGAGAAAGAAUGAAUCUCAGUCGUUACAUGAUAAUUUUAAGUGCCACUUAAUCUGCAUAACUCCAGCCACCUAAUCAGGCUUAUGCUUAUAUGAACAUACCCAGUGCCACAGUCUGUUGGCCCAAAUUUUUCAGUUGCCAGAUAUUUGGGAGAAGCUGAUGGCCCUGCAAGUUUCCAUGGUAAUAAACCCAUGGUGUCCCUGUCCACUGUCUGGCACUCAUCCACCUGGAAUGCCCCCUCUCUACUUUCCAAGUCAAGCACCAGUUCUUAGAUUACUCAGGAAUCACCUUCUGCUGGGUGAUCACAGUGCUUUGUGAUAUCUGUUUUAAAGUGGGGCAGAGACAGACUCAGCCUGAUCUCAGUGGGUUAUGUACGUGUGUGUGGAAAAGGAGGCGGGCGAAGCCACUGCUUAGCUCCUAUUGAUGCACCAAACACAAGUGCCUCGUUUCUGUGCCAAAUGUUUGCCUUGGUAUUCUUGACCUUCUUCCCAGACACUUGUUGGCAUGGUUGAUAAGGAGAAUAUUCAGACGUCUCCCAGAGGUCUGAUGUCCUGGCCCUUGGAGGAGACACAGCAGGCCUCUGGUAAAGGGGGUGCAUGGGUUUGUGCUGUCCCCAGAGACACUGCUUCCUGAAUGGCUUAUAUCCAGGUAUCGCCCAAGGACCCAGGCCAGCUCUUUAUUCUUUUGAGAUAGGACGAGAGGUUCUUGUUAAGUGAUUAGAGCAGGAGUGGGAUAAGGACCGAGAUAUAUGAACUGCCAGAAUUGUGGCGACACCAGUGCCUGGGGGUGCUGGGGCCGAGCAGUUGGGAAGCCUAGCUGUGACCUUUCCCUUCGUGGUGAUGGGCAUCAGAAGUUUCCUCCCAGCAAACGACUCCCUCUGGGGAACCAAAGGAAGACAGUUUUCCUCUGUCUGAUAACUGGUACGACCAGUGUCCUUGUCACGUGUUACAUGUGCAUUACAAGGAACAAGGCAAGUCCUUGAACUCUGAGCGCACGUGGUCCCCACACUAACACCGGCUCUGGGCAAAGCAACCUUUUCCAGGCACCUGGGCCCUGGGCCCACAGCAGGCACAGAAGUGCUGUUCCAGGAGUUCACGAGGGCUGCGCCCAGUGUCGGAGCUACGGCCCCAAUAACCUGCUCACUAAUUGUAUGCUGUGUUCCUCCAGUGUUAACCUAUAGCCAUGUUAAGUCACCACAUUUAGGGUUUCUGUGUAUUUCCAUGGCAUCAAAGACCUUCCCAAGUCUCCUGAGCUGCCUUAUAUUAGUGCGUAUUUUUACUUUUCUUACAUUGUAAAGAAUAUAUCCAGUAUGUAAAUGAAUGUUCUAUAAAUCCUUUGUAUAGUCAUUUCUCUGCUUUUAAAUAUCAUCUUUAUUCAGAGUAUAAUAAAAUUAUAAGCUUGGUAAGCCUUGGCAGCAGGCAUUUGUUGCGUUAGAUGGACGUGCCCCAGAGGGUGUGUGUUGUGUCCAUGUACGUGUGUGCCUGUGUGUGUACACACACAUAUGUGUGUACGUGUGUCUGUACACGUCUUGUGUCCAAGUACUUGUGUACUUGUUUAUGUCUGUGUGUACAUUUGUGUCUAUGUGUGUGUGUCUGUUUAUUUGGGAGUUGGAAGGGGAUUGUUUAUGGAUCAGUGGAUUUAAUUAUCGAUUCACGUAUGUUUUGCCUUUAGUGAUGUGUUUUAAGAUUUCUGCCCAGAACUCUGAAAAAUUGUAUUGAGUGAUUUUAAUUCUACUGAAAUAGUGUUGAUCAGAGAUACUGGUACAUUUUCAAAGCUCAACCCCUAAUGGAACUUUGCAGGUGUCUAAACUGAGUUAGAUGCAGAACCCAAAAGAGGCAGGUCGGAUCACCUAUUUCAUCAAUAGAAGCUGGUGACAGACCCAACAUCACCCUCUUGGCUUUUCUGGGUUCUCGGGGUCACCACCAACCCGGCAGGUCAUCAUGCUGGCUUUCUGGCUUCUUGGGUCUGCCUGCCCCUCAUCAGGUGUUGGGGAUACAGGUAUCUGCCACCCUCAUUCCCUCUGCAUCCUAAAGAUGGAGCAGCUCUGUCAUGGUGGAACACAGAUGGCCACUUGAUGCACCCCAUCCAUGUCAGUGACACACUCAGCCCCCAGGGGUGGAUGUUGCUGGGCUGCACCAAGUGCUGCCUCACUCUCCUGCUGCUGCCCCAGUACAUGGCCACUGUGGGCAUCAGGUCAGAGACAGAUGCAUGCCAUUUGUGGAGCUGAGUCUUCAUGACACUUUCAGCUGCAGGCUGGGAAAGAAACAGAAUUUGGGCCCAUUUCCGUAAUGGACAUAUAGCUAACAUUUCAAAUAACUGCCUAUCCCCCACCUGCAGCUCUGCAUCAGACCUGGUGGACUUGUGCAGGCACUUCAUGUCCUCUCUGGUGAGACUCUUGGGUGUCCCUUUGUUAUCCUGCAUGCUGGGAAGGUAGAACUGAACUGGUCUUGGGUGCCAGGCACUAAAGUAUGCAGACAGUGGUGGGUUAAUGUGACUCCUGGUGGGCCCCAGCCUUGGCCUGUGGCAAGGGUAGAGGUGGGUGGGGCAUGGGUCCCAAGGGCAAAUGAGCACUCCUAUAUAGAACACAGUCUGAAUUUGUGUAGAAGUCUCUCCAGAAGACUGCCAGGAGACUCACGGACAAAGUGGUUGUGCUGCCUGACAGUCACAUCUGGGGUUCAACUCCUGCUCAUCAACCAGCGUCCAAACACUGAUGGCCUCUGUGCUCAGGGCUCCUGGACCAGUUAGUUGUGGAGCUCCAGGCCUCACAACUUGGGAGUAAUAGAUCUGUUAGUGAUGGGCCUGUGGGCUGCUCUUUGGGGACCCUGGAUCUAUUACAGAAGGGCAUUUUGUUUUGUCCAUUGGGGAACCUUGAGUGUGUACAUCCAAUGUGGCUUCUCGUCUGCCUAGAGUAUGUAAGGUAACCAGGGAUGUGGGAUGAGCCUCUCUUUGGUGUCUGGAAGAAGGGGUGACAUUUCAGGGCAGGGGUGAUAGUGCACAGCUGGAGUUCCCAGGUGAAUGGGGGCCUGGGGUCAUGCAGGGAAGUGAUAUUUCCUGAUACGGGGCUGCCUAUCUGGACACCUUUGGGAGACAGGGCUGUUGAAUGGUAACCAAAAAAGAUGGUCCAGAAUAAAAUGCCUUAAAGUUCCUGAGGCCUCAGAGGCAUCAGUGCUAAGCCUAGAUAGAGGCAACAAUAGGGCAGGGGUGGAUCCCCCUAAAGCCCACUCCCUGUAAAGGGUCGUCUGCCUAAAGGAGUCUGCAACAAUCUACCGGUGGAGGUGGGAGGGGUGGAGCAAUGCUGGCCAGGGUAUCCUGCCCCUGGGGCUGCACUGUGUCUCCCACAGCAAUGCCAAUCCAGGGAACCCUCUUCAAAGCUAUACUCCUUCCUUCUGGAGUUACCCUCUCCAUCAGGCAGCCUGUACCAGGAACCCCAGGAAUUGCCAAGUGCCAGAGACACCACCAUGCAGCCAAAUUAACAAGGAAUGUCUUUCAUAUUGAUCUGUCUGUUGAAGAACAGCUGGUAGCAGACCUGUAGCAGAUUCCACACCUAAACAGGUCACUGCUG
Messenger RNA from Talpa occidentalis (Iberian mole), 10122 nucleotides. RefSeq names its product tensin 3 (gene TNS3). Bases 871 to 5526 code for a protein of 1551 amino acids. Gene Ontology annotation, biological process: dephosphorylation. Gene Ontology annotation, molecular function: phosphatase activity; protein binding. The record is from RefSeq and is a predicted model, not a curated record. The transcript is spliced from 31 exons. Lineage: Eukaryota; Metazoa; Chordata; Mammalia; Eulipotyphla; Talpidae.